UUUCAUAGGAAAUACCCUCAUAUCCCUCUGAUGAACAUGCCACAGAAUCGUCUGUGGGUAAAAAAGGAACUGAGGUUGUUGGGGUCUAUACAACUGAUGACGAGCCUAAUCAUACAGAGCCUGGGAUACUUCUGGACAUACCUGUAUUUUUCUCAAAGUCUUGUAUUUGGAAUAGGAAGUGAGUAUUUUCCAGUCAUUGGAACUUCAGGAUACUCACUUUGGUCCUCUUUGCUUUUUAGCCUAUCAGGAAGCUUUUCAAUAGCAUUACAGAGGAGGCCUUCAAAUCACAUGAUGAUCUGGACUUUUACAAUGAACAUCUUAAGCAUCAUGGCAACACUAAUAGGUGUAUUCUUAAUAUCAUUCGAACUGCAAAUGACUUCGAAGUUAAAAUCUCCUUUGUGGCAAUAUAGAAGUGCUAGGAUGCUUACAGAAUAUCUCUUCCUGUUCACUGCCUUGGAGUUGUUUGUGGCAUCCAUAGCAACUGAGUGGACCUAUAAAGCAAGACAAACAGAAGACUAAAACAGUUCCCAGAGGAAAACACACCUUUUCCUACAUGUUAAAAGAAGUAUCAUGGCCUGAGUCAAGGAGAAAAGUGCAAUGAUGAGUGAAGAACUUCACUUAACUCAAGGGACUGCUCAGAAGUGGAAUUGUAUUGUCUGCCUCAGUAUUUCCUCUCCUCCAUUUCAUUAAUUAAAAAAUGAUAGCAAUGAA
This is a messenger RNA of Phodopus roborovskii (desert hamster), 711 nucleotides long. Its product is annotated as membrane-spanning 4-domains subfamily A member 10. NCBI's taxonomy places the organism in Eukaryota, Metazoa, Chordata, Mammalia, Rodentia, Cricetidae. Gene Ontology annotation, biological process: cell surface receptor signaling pathway. The coding region runs from base 31 to 519 and encodes 162 amino acids. Gene Ontology annotation, cellular component: plasma membrane. The record is from RefSeq and is a predicted model, not a curated record. The transcript is spliced from 6 exons.